Molecule: messenger RNA, 2762 nt
Organism: Tupaia belangeri chinensis (Chinese tree shrew)
Lineage: Eukaryota; Metazoa; Chordata; Mammalia; Scandentia; Tupaiidae
Gene: CNR2
Product: cannabinoid receptor 2
Exons: 3
Coding region: 655-1704 (349 amino acids)
Biological process (GO): G protein-coupled receptor signaling pathway
Cellular component (GO): membrane
Molecular function (GO): cannabinoid receptor activity
Source: RefSeq, a predicted model, not a curated record
UCUCACCGUGUCUCUCUCUCUCUCUCUCUGGUGAGUGCACGCACCCUGUGACAAAAACCUAAAUAAACAGACGAAUGAAGAAUUCAAAGCCUGUGCCCUGCCCUGACCAGAGUGCCUCAUAAGCAGGAACUCAACUGCAGGAGCAAGACCAUUGUGGCACCAGGGACCCAGAGGGGAAGUGGCGACAGGGACGGAAAGCCAGACCGCCUCACACGCACUCAUCUGUGAGAAAGUGCAAAAGCAAGAGAAAAGUGGCUGGGGUGGCAGCCCACGGAGCUCCGAGUGGGACCCAGGGCCAAGUCCUCGGAGCAGACGCGGAACAAGCAGGGUCCGCAACGCCCAGCCAGUGCCCGGAGCCCAGCUCAGACCCCAAACUUUUGGGAGACCCCCUCAUGUAUAGUCUGCCAUGAAUGGGCCCUUACUCUAUGCAGGAACUAUUUUAAGCGUGAAGCCAUCUCACUGAAUCCUCAGGCCUCACCACAAGGACAAUUUGUCGUUCCCAUUUUACAGAGGAGGAAACAGAGAGAGCUCAGUACAGUGAGUGACUUCACCCGCUGCACAGCUAAUAACACUUGGCUGGGUCUAGCCUGAGACUCAGGCCUGACUCCAGAGUCGGACUGGCCACUCUUUGAAGCAAGGCCCCUGGGCAAGCACAUGGAGGGGUGCCAGGUGAUGCAGGCAGCCAAUGGCUCCAAGGACGGCCUGGAUUUCAACCCCAUGGAAGACUACAUGGUCCUGAGCGGCCCCCAGAAGAUAGCUGUCGCGGUGCUGUGCACCCUUCUGGGCCUGCUGAGCGCCCUGGAGAACCUGGCCGUGCUGUUCCUGAUCCUGGCCUCCCAGCGGCUGCGCAGGAAGCCCUCGUACCUGUUCAUCGGCAGCUUGGCUGCAGCCGACCUCCUGGCCAGCGUGAUCUUUGCGUGUAGCUUUGUAAAUUUCCACGUCUUUCGUGGCGUGGACUCCAAGGCUACCUUUCUGCUGAAGAUUGGCAGUGUGACUGUGACCUUCACAGCCUCCGUGGGCAGCCUGCUGCUGACGGCCGUCGACCGCUACCUCUGUCUGCGCUACCCGGCUGCGUGCAGAGCUCUGCUCACCCGCGGGAGGGCCCUGGUGAGCCUGGGCACCGUGUGGGUCCUCUCAGCCUUGGUCUCCUACCUGCCCCUCAUGGGGUGGACCUGCUGCCCCAGUCCCUGCUCGGAGCUCUUCCCUCUGAUCCCCAAUGACUACCUGCUCGGCUGGCUCCUGCUCAUCGCCUUCCUCUUCGCUGGCAUCAUCUACACCUACGGGUACGUCCUCUGGAAGGCCCGCCAGCACGUAGCUAGCUUGGCCGAGCACCAGGACGGGCAGGUGCCAGGAAUGGCCCGGAUGAGGCUGGACAUGAGACUGGCCAAGACCCUGGGGCUGGUGCUGGCUGUGCACGCCGUGUGCUGGUUCCCAGUCCUGGCGCUCAUGGUGCACAGCUUGGUUGCCACGCUAAGCGACCAGGUCAGGAAGGCCUUCGCCUUCUGCUCCAUGCUGUGCCUUGUCAACUCCAUGGUCGACCCUGUCAUCUACGCCCUGAGGAGUGGAGAGAUCCGCUCCUCUGCCCAGCAUUGCCUGGCCCUCUGGAGGCAGUGCCUGAGGGGCCUCGGGGCAGAGGGGAAAGAAGAAGUUCCAAGGUCCUCGGUCACAGAGACAGAGGCUGACGGGAAAUCGCCCCAUGGCUAGAGCCUGGCAGACUCAGAUCUUGAUGGGUCUUUCCUAGUUGCAAACAACCCAGGUCAGAAAUCGUUUCACUCCCUGGAGGCAAGAAAAUGGCCUUGACCCUCCUCUCAUGUGAACCUGCCCCGGACACUCAUGCCUCCUUGCAGAAGUGUUGGGUCUGACUCCUGGGGGACCUGGUCGUGCCCACCUGCACACAGGCUGUUGGACAGCUCGGCCCUUCCAGGAGCGGCGAGGUGGACCAGAGGCAAAGGAACAGGGACAGGCUCAGCUCAAGCUGGUCAGGAAAAUCUUCCCAAAAUGGCUUAGCGCCUGCAGCUUUGAGACCGCGGGGCCAGCUGUGAGGUCUGGGGUCUGGGAGGAAGAAUGGAUUGUCCUGGUGACUCACGGUCUCAGAUGGGACGGCACACCCACCCCGCUCCUGCCUCAUCACUGGGCCUCCUUGGGCCUGGAGCUGUGAGAGGGCCCACCCCAGGUCAUCCUCGUCCUCUGAGGAGCAAGGACUGAGCUGUGUUAACAUCAACAGUGCCCACUUCCUCUUUCAGAGAUGACGUCAAGGCUGCAGCUCAGAGUAGCAGUGUGGCUGGCAAGGGCCCUUCCCGACGUCCUGUGGACGCCACUCACAGCCACGGUGACUGCUUAGGUCUCCAGGGGCAUGCCGAGAAGGCUGGGCUCUUGAGACACAGAAUCCUCAAGGAAUUUUAUUGAAGUCUUGGUUGGUGGCAUUUCUUUUUUUAUUAUUAUUAAAGAAUUGUUUUAUUUAACUUUAUUUUAUUUUUAUUUUUAAUUUGACCAGAAAGGGACAGAGUAAGAGAGAGAGAGAGGGAAAGUAAGAAAGCAAGCCACCAGGUCCGGGACUCAGACAGCAGUCAGCCAUGGGGAGUCCAGCACACGUAACCAUCAAGCCACCUGCUGGCUCGGGUGGUGGCAUUUCUAGAAGCAGGCUGUGGGAGGCUGCACACCAGCGAAUAUGCGGUUUCUCAGAAAGCAAACAAUUACACAAUGCCAAAGGCCAUGAUUGGUUCCCCUUCAAAACCAUACUCUGAUUGGCCACUUCCCAUAAA